Molecule: messenger RNA, 1147 nt
Organism: Macadamia integrifolia
Lineage: Eukaryota; Viridiplantae; Streptophyta; Magnoliopsida; Proteales; Proteaceae
Product: putative expansin-B2
Exons: 4
Coding region: 65-889 (274 amino acids)
Biological process (GO): sexual reproduction
Cellular component (GO): extracellular region
Source: RefSeq, a predicted model, not a curated record
UCAGUACAAACAAGGCAAGUGAUCUAUACCUAGCUUUGAUACCUAGCUCUCUCUAUUAGUGGCCAUGGCUUCAACACUUAUUCAAGCCUUCUCUUUCCGCUUUGUCUUUGCUCUCUUAGCCAUUUUCUCUCUCCUAGACUACGGUUCUUGCUUUAAUCCAAAACUCUUAAAUUAUAAUACCUCCAAAGCUGAGUCUGGUUGGUCACCUGCUGGAGCAACUUGGUAUGGAAGUGCAACUGGUGCUGGAAGUGAUGGUGGUGCUUGUGGGUAUGGAACUUCUGUAGAGCAAUCUCCUUUUUCUUCCAUGGUAUCAGCUGGAGGCCCUUCUCUGUAUAAAUCAGGCAAAGGUUGUGGGGCUUGCUACCAGGUUAAAUGCACUGACAAUGCGGCAUGUUCAGAGAAUCCGGUGACCGUCGUGAUUACCGACGAGUGCCCUGGUUGUGUAUCAGAGUCAGUUCACUUUGAUUUGAGUGGGACUUCAUUUGGAGCUAUGGCAAAGUCCGGUCAAGCUGAUCAACUACGUAAUGCAGGACAAUUGCAGAUUCAAUAUCAAAGAGUGGAGUGCAACUAUGGAGGGACAAAGCUUGCCUUCCAUGUUGAUGCUGGGUCCAACUCCGACUACUUCGCGGCAAUGAUAGAAUUCGAGGACGGCGAUGGUGAUCUCAGUGGUGUGGAUCUCAAGCAAGCUCUGGACUCAGAUACUUGGCUCUCCAUGCAAGAAUCUUGGGGUGCAGUGUGGAAGAUUAACUACGGGUCUGAGAUGAGAGCUCCUUUCUCUCUCAGGCUCACAUCGCUUGAAACCGGCAAGACCCUUGUGAUAAACAAUGCCAUUCCGGCGGGGUGGACGGCCGGUGCUACUUAUCGAUCAGUUGUCAAUUAUCAAGACUAAUGAUCAGUUUUAUCCAAGUCUUAAUUAUUAGUUUAUGUCUUCUAAGUCAAUUAGUGUUGAUUAGAAGUUUUGUUUUGUCUACUUGUAAUAUCUUCCCUUUCCAUAAAUAAGGAGAGGAGAAGUCUCAAUGGAUAGCGCCCGCCCAUGGAAAAUGGUGUUGAUGAACCUUGACUCACAAAGUCCCAUUUGCCAUGUGGUAGAUUAGAGGUGUUAGUAAUUAAUCAUAAUAAAUAAAUAAAUAAAUAACUUUCCUAUUGA